Messenger RNA from Mesorhabditis belari, 1893 nucleotides. The record is from the annotation of a GenBank genome assembly. Lineage: Eukaryota; Metazoa; Nematoda; Chromadorea; Rhabditida; Rhabditidae.
AUGCCACCAAACUCCUCGAAAAUCACACCAACUGAGGUGGAAACGGGAAUUAAGCCAAGAUCAGUUCAAUCUCGUCGCUCUUCACUAGCUGACGAGAUCCCACCGUCAACGCGAAAAAAAUCGAUUGCUGAUGAUUUUGGGAGAAAUAUCCGACCGCCAAUGAAUCAGGUAGAAUUCGAUGAGAAAUUCUCUUAUCAAAAACCCGAACAAGAGGAUCCAUUUGUGCAUCAUGCGAAGAAAUACUUUCAACGAUACACUCAUCCAUUUACUUCAUUCUCGGCUUUCAAAUACAAUCUGCUGUCCUUCUUGCCAAUCACAAAUUGGUUGCCGACUUACAAUUGCAAAGAGAACCUUGUGAAUGAUGUGAUUGGAGGAUUAACUGUUGGAAUUAUGCAUGUACCACAAGGCAUCGCUUACGCCGUCCUCGCCAAAGUUCCCCCAGUCAAUGGCCUCUACACUUCCCUCUUCCCCACACUUUUAUACAUGAUCUUCGGAAUGUCAAGGCACAAUUCAAUAGGCUCUUUUGCUGUUGUUUCUUUGAUGACUGGAAUGGCUGUUGAUAGAAUAACACAUGUGACCGAAAUCCAAGAUGGAUUUCUUAAUUUAAACGAGACGAUUAAUUUGCAAGGGUACACUCCAUCUGAAGUCGCUGCCUCAAUAACUUUAUCUGUUGGACUAAUGCAAUUCCUUAUGGGCUUCUUGGGACUCGAUUUCAUAAUUACUUAUUUUUCAGAUCAAGUAGUAGCUGGGUUUACAACAGGUGCUUCAUGUCAUGUUCUUGUUUCUCAAAUCAAAGAUUUACUUGGAAUUCGAAAACUGAGAAAUAGACAAGGACCUGGAUACAUUGUGAUGAGACUCUACGAUCUUUUCAUUGAUCGUUUUUCUGAUAUUAAUUUAUUUUCUAUUUCUAUUUCUUUAAUUAUGAUGACGAUACUUAUUGUCGGAAAAGAAUUUGUCAAUCCUAAGCUGAACAAGCGCUUCAACAUCAAUAUUCCGAUACCGUUUGAGUUGUUUGUGCUUGUCGGCGGCACACUAACCUCCUACUUGAUGGAUUUCAAUGGUUCUCACAAUAUGAAGAUUGCAAGCAAGAUACCGACAGGUCUCCCGAAUGCUUCAUUCCCAGAUUUUCGUCUUAUUCCCUAUGUAAUCCCUGAAGCGUUCUCAAUAGCCAUCGUCUCGAUGGCCGUUCAUAUAUCACUCGCAAAAAUGUUUGCAAAAAAGCAGGAGUAUGAGGUUUUGGCUGGGCAGGAACUCUACGCUAUCGGUCUCACCUCAAUCGGCUCCUCGGCUUUCCCUUGUUACCCAGUGGCUUGUUCACUAGGACGGACACUAGUCAAUGUGGCUGCUGGAACGAAAACCCAACUCUCCUCAAUUUUCUCUUCUCUCUUGGUGCUCUCCGUGAUGCUCUACUUUGCACGAUUUCUGGAAACUUUACCGAUGUGUGCUUUAUCAGCGAUUGUUGUUGUGGCUUUAAAAGGAAUUCUUGACAAAUUCGCCGACUUGCGACUUCUGUGGCCGCUUUCGAAAAUCGAUUUUAGUAUUUGGGUGAUUUCCUUUAUGGCGACAACUUUCAUCGAUGUGACUGAGGGAUUAAUCAUCGCUAUUGGAUAUGCACUCUUCACAACAAUCAUGCGAGAACAGUGGCCUCGCUGGCAUCUACUCGGUAACGUUGAGGGAACAGCUGACUUCCGAGAUUCUGAGCGAUAUGAGAAUGUUUACUUUUUCAACGGAAUUUGCAUUUUCCGUUUCGAUUCUCCGCUUUUAUUCACGAACGUCGAGAAUUUCAAAGCGAGUGUGCAAAAGGCAUUUAGUGCCUGGCAGGAAUCGCAUGAGUACUACAUUUUGAAACACGAGAGAGCAAAUAUGUUGAUGAGUCUUGGAGAUCCGGAUCGG